Molecule: messenger RNA, 1374 nt
Organism: Bathycoccus prasinos
Lineage: Eukaryota; Viridiplantae; Chlorophyta; Mamiellophyceae; Mamiellales; Bathycoccaceae
Exons: 1
Coding region: 1-1374 (457 amino acids)
Cellular component (GO): U2-type spliceosomal complex; U2 snRNP
Molecular function (GO): RNA binding
Source: RefSeq, a predicted model, not a curated record
AUGACGGGAGGAGAAGAAGAAGAAGAAGAAGAAGAAGAAGAAACAAAGGAGAAGGAGGAUGUUUUGGGAGAUUUCUUCGAAGAAGUGGCGAAAGCGGAGAAGGAAUGCGUUAAAGAAGAAGACGAAUUGGAGGAAAAGAGAGAACAGACGUUCGUGGACGACGACGGGACGACGUACGAUUGGAGCGAAGAAGAGAAAAGAUAUAAACCGAGGGAGAUGAACGAAGAAGGAAACGGAAACGGUGGUGCUGGUGAUGGGUUUGACGUGCGCGAGAUGACGUUCUGUCCCGAGGACGAUUCAAACGAGAAAGUUUUGCCUCCUCCUUCGUUUAAGAAAAGUUUUAACGAGAAGAAGAACAACACCAACAACACCAAGAGCGAGAGAAAGAAACCGGAGAUUGACAUCGAAGCGGUGAAACGAAAACGAGAGCAACAACAACAGAACAAGAGCAAGAAGCAGAAACAAACGAAGGCGAAUACUAAGACGAAUGCAACGACGUCGGUGUAUUGCGAAAACUUGCCUCGCGACGCGACGGUUGAACGCGUGGAGAAGUUUUUUAGCAAGUGCGGACAGAUUAAGCGAGACCCGGCGACGUUGAUGCCGAAAAUUAAACUGUACGAGGAGGAAGGGAAGAACGUGUUCAGUGGGAACGCGCUGGUGACGUAUUUGUUGAGGCCGAGCGUGGAGUUGGCGUUGACGGUUUUGGACGGCGCGAAGUUCGAGUUGGUCGGCGAGGAGGUGAAAGUGACCGAGGCGGAUUUUAGCAAGAGUAAAGGUAGAGGUGCCGGAGAAGAGAACGACGCGAACAAAAACGAGAGCAACGGCAACAUCGGCAACGUAAACGCAAAGAAAGGAACGACGAGCGCGAUAGAUAAAUACGCGCACGUUUCAAAAGAAGAGAUUCGUAAAAACGCGGCGCUUUUGAAACGCAAAGCGGAAAGGCAACUCGGAUGGGACGGAUUCGACGACGAGCACGACCCGACGAAAACCAUGGUCGUGCUUCGAAACAUCUACGACGAAAAUGAUUUAGAAGAAGCGAGGAAAGACGGUUUAAACGCGCAGACGUUUUCGGACGAGCUGAAAGAAGACGUCGCCGAGGAAUGCCGAGUAAAGUGCGGAAAAGUUGAAAACGCGUACGUCAACGCCAACGGCGUCGUAACCGUUCGAUUCAAAGAGCCGGAAGGUGCGGACGCGUGUUUACAGCUCAUGCACAAUCGAUGGUUCGGUGGGAAACAACUCAAAGCUGAAAUGUGGAACGGAGUCGAGAAGUUUAUUGGAUUGAAAAAUAUAGAAAAGAAAGAAACCGAAGAGGAAGAGAAUCGCCGUUUAGACGCGUACGCGGCGACGUUAGGUCAGGAUUCGGAUUCCGAGUAG